AUGGAGCCCCGCAAAACGCCCCCGGAGUACUUUUUGGAGAUCUUCGCAGAUACCACCAACGUCCGCGACGUGUUAAAAGGUAUUCUCAACACCAUCUUCUUCCACCGAUACUUCCCCUCCAUCCGCCCAAUCACCUUCGACGUCCUCGACUUCACCCUCCCCGCCAUCAACGACGUAGACCUCGAAACCCUCAUCGACUCCCGUGUGAGUUCCCUCGUCCGCCAGCACUCCUCCGCCGCCAGCGCCCCCGAUGGCGGCGGCGGGGGUGUCCGGGCACGGAUGGCCGUGGAAUUCUACGAAAAGCGACGUCGACGACCGGGAAUCUGGUUUGGCGGACUAUCAGGGAAGGGCGAGGAAGAAGUAUGCUGGGAAGUGUGGAAUUUGGACGUGACGAUAGCCACUCCUCGAACAGAGUCUGAACGCGCCAAAGUGCGCAAAGCAAUGGAGAAUAUGCUUCAGAAAGCCGUCCUGAAGAUCCUAGCCGUGGUUAACCGCGAUAAGGAGCACAUUCCCCCGAUCACUACGAGCGAUUCGAAUCCGUUUCCUUAUCGCGUGGUUUUAAACCCGAGAUCGGAUGGUUGGCAGAAUCGCUUUGGGUUAUACUGA
Molecule: messenger RNA, 606 nt
Organism: Aspergillus niger
Lineage: Eukaryota; Fungi; Ascomycota; Eurotiomycetes; Eurotiales; Aspergillaceae
Exons: 3
Coding region: 1-606 (201 amino acids)
Biological process (GO): autophagosome assembly; autophagy
Cellular component (GO): phagophore assembly site
Source: RefSeq, a predicted model, not a curated record